AUGGUGCAUAGAGGUUUGUUGUUCCUCGUGGCUGGUCUUGCGCUGGCUGCUGGAGAGAAGGUGCGCUAUGACGACCACCGUGUGUACCGGGUACUGCCAGCCAAUGUGGAUCAGCUGCAGUUCCUCAAUGGGCUCACCAAGUACCACAAAGAUAUUUACUUCUGGAAGGAACCUAGUGUCGUGAAUAAACCAGCCGAUGUUAUGGUAUCGCCUAAAAUGCAAGCCAGCUUCAUGGAGGGCCUAGAAGCAAAUGGCAUUGAGUCGUCCGUCUACAUCGAUGAUGUGCAGAGACUCAUCGACAACGAGAGACCAGUUCGAGAGCCCAAAGCAAGCUUCGCAUUCGAUGAUUACCAUAGCCUGGAGGAGAUUUACGCCUGGCUGGACACUCUGGUGGAAACAUACCCAGGUACAGUGACGACAGUCGUGGGUGGAAGCACAUACGAAGGUCGCGAAAUUAAAGGUGUGAAGAUCUCUUUUGGGGACGGUAACCCAGUAGCAGUCAUUGAGGGAGGCAUGCAUGCUUUGGAGUGGGCCACCGUAGCCUGUAUGUCGUGGUUCAUCAAUGAGAUCCUCACCACCGACAACUCGACAGUCAGGGACGUCAUCGAACAGCUCGACUUCUAUAUCUUCCCCACCACAAACCCCGACGGGUAUCACUACACUUGGACUACAGACCGUCUUUGGCGCAAGAAUCGGCAGCCGAACCCGAACUCGACCUGCGUGGGGACCGAUGUUAACCGCAACUGGGGCUUCCACUGGGGAGAGUACGACGCCAGUGAAGACCCAUGCGCCUACAAUCACCGUGGCCCAGCCAAUUUCACCCAACAGGAAGUGAUUACGUUCGCGGAUUUUCUGCUGAAUUUCGGCGACGACCUGCUCUUCUAUUCCAAUUUCCACGCUUACUCUCAAGUGCUCAUAUUCCCAUAUGGGGUUCCGAACGUUACUGCGGACAAUUACGACGAGCUGGUGGGUCCAACGACGGGCAACAGCAUCGACUGGAUGCAAGGCGUGGUCGGCAAGAGGUACAAUAUGGUGUGGGAGCUGAGGGACAAGGGCCAGUACGGCUACUUGCUGCCAACGGACCAGCUGAUCCCCACGAGCGAAGAGGUCUGGGACAGCGUCGUCACCGUGCUGGCCGGCGUGCUCGCCUCCUCCACAGCCGGCCCCUAG
Molecule: messenger RNA, 1170 nt
Organism: Schistocerca serialis cubense
Lineage: Eukaryota; Metazoa; Arthropoda; Insecta; Orthoptera; Acrididae
Product: zinc carboxypeptidase-like
Exons: 8
Coding region: 1-1170 (389 amino acids)
Biological process (GO): proteolysis
Molecular function (GO): zinc ion binding; metallocarboxypeptidase activity
Source: RefSeq, a predicted model, not a curated record